UUUGGGGUUUGCUUGUUGGCCAGAAAAAGUAAUUUGAUAUUUGGGAGAGGGAAAGAGAGAGUUGGCAAGAAUUGAAUUUUCUCCUCUUGACCCCAGCAAAAAGAGAGUGGAAAAAAUCAGAAGCUGACCUCCAAAGCUUUGAAGCCCAAAAAAAGUGCACUCCGAACGUUGAUAACCGUACACCGCAACACUGCCCUUUACCUCGCCAGCCAAACAAGCACAGAUAUCAAGAACCGAAUCUCAUUUUUAUUCUAUAAUGCUAACAUGGGAUCAUCUCCCUCGUAGAUCACAAUGAGAUAACCACUCUGGAGGUAUAAUUUCUUUUUCUUGGCGUAAAUCCUGAAGUGAGGAUUUGCUAAAAGACUUGAAUUUUUCAUCUGGGUAUAUUAAAAAAGAAAAGUUUCAAAUCAUGGAGAAUGAGAAUAAGCAUAAGAAAUACGCUAAGGAAUUGGAUGUAGCGGUUAGAGUUGUACAUAUGGCUUGUACGCUUUGUCAGAGAGUGCAAGAAAGCCUGGUUUCUAGGAGUAAUGAUCAGGUUCUGUCUAAAGAUGACGAUUCUCCUGUUACUGUUGCAGAUUGGAGUGUUCAAGCAACUGUUAGCUGGAUAUUGUCAGAAACUUUUAGGGAUCAAAAUGUAUCUAUCAUUGCUGAAGAAGAUGUCCAAACUCUUUCCAAAGAUGACUCGGCAGGUUUACUGGCGGCUGUUGCAAACACGGUGAAUGAAAUAUUAGCUGAAGCAUCAAAAUAUGGUCUUCAGAGUCCCACGGAGGCCCUUGGAGGUGCACAAAUUCUUGAGGCCAUCAGUCGAUGCAACUCAACUGGGGGCCCCAUUGGACGACAUUGGGUACUUGAUCCUGUUGAUGGAACAUUAGGAUUUGUGCGUGGAGAUCAAUAUGCUAUAGCCUUGGCCUUGAUUGAGAAUGGAAAAGUGGUGAUUGGGGUCCUUGGGUGUCCAAAUUAUCCUAUGAGGAAAGAAUUACUGAAUCAUUUUCAUCAGUGCUAUCAGAGCAUAUCAAAAUCGCCUUUGCCUACUUCUGAUACAGGGCAGAAAGGAUGUGUGAUCUAUGCACAGAGAGGCAGUGGUGAGGCAUGGAUGCAGCCAUUAAUCCAUGGAAAUAACAAAUUUCAAUGGCCAAAUUCUGCAAACCGGAUAAAGGUCUCUUCCAUUGAUGAUCCAGAACUGGCAACUUUCUGUGAACCCGUGGAAAAAUCCAAUUCGAACCACAUCUUCUCAGCUGGGGUUGCUCACAGCAUGGGGCUAAAAAAACAACCACUGCGUGUCCAUAGCAUGGUCAAAUAUGCAGCGAUUGCUCGAGGAGAUGCUGAGAUUUUUAUGAAAUUUGCCUCUUGUGGGUACAAAGAGAAGAUAUGGGAUCAUGCUGCUGGUGUUGUCAUAGUAGAAGAGGCUGGUGGUGUGGUGACCGAUGCUGGUGGAAGGCCCCUAAACUUCUCGAGAGGGAUAUACUUGGAAGGUCUUGAUCGGGGCAUUAUUGCUUGCUCUGGUGCUUCACUACAUGAGAAGCUCAUUGGGGCUGUUUAUGCUAGCUGGGACUCUUCUAAUCUAUGAAGCCUUCUCAAUCUUGAUGCUGGAUGUAUCCAACAUAAUUUCCAUACUCUUGGCAGGGUAAGGUCAUCUCCACUGUUGGUAUAUUGUGUUUGUGGAAACUUCUUUUAGAUUUGACUAUCGCUCGGAUGUGGACAUUCUUCUGAAUUUUGAACAAGCAUUUGAGUUAAGAAUGUCUAGCAAGUAAGAUAUUAUUAGAACCUAAAGAGGAGCUUUACAAUGAUUCCUUGGUCGAGUAACAAGAAUGCACAUAAUUGGGUGUAUCAGUUUUGCUGGUGCCAAGAUGAUAUGACCCCUUUUACCAAUUUUCGACACAGAAUCCAACAUUAUGUUAACCUAGUCUCAAUGGGACUUGUUUUUGUUUCAUAUUUCUUAAUACUAUCUCAGGACAAUUACUUUGCCAGGUUGCUACCUGCUUAUACAUGGAGGGAUUCUUUGCUAAGCUGUCAAAGAGUGGCGUAUUUGACCCAUUGACUCAAGGAUAUGAUCUUGAAUUAAGGUUCUGUAUACUGAGCAUUAAAUGUGCAACUUUGUCAUAUUAUUGUAUAGAGAUACCUAACCAGUAUCUGGAAUACCUCUAAUGUAACAAAUAGUAUUGAUGGUGAAGUUGCAUAUCUAUUUACAUCCUAAUGCAGAACUGAUUGCUGUGGAUCA
This is a messenger RNA of Ricinus communis (castor bean), 2218 nucleotides long. Its product is annotated as PAP-specific phosphatase HAL2-like. The transcript has 3 exons. The record is from RefSeq and is a predicted model, not a curated record. NCBI's taxonomy places the organism in Eukaryota, Viridiplantae, Streptophyta, Magnoliopsida, Malpighiales, Euphorbiaceae. Bases 410 to 1567 code for a protein of 385 amino acids. Gene Ontology annotation, biological process: sulfate assimilation; phosphatidylinositol phosphate biosynthetic process. Gene Ontology annotation, molecular function: kinase activity; 3'(2'),5'-bisphosphate nucleotidase activity.